This is a messenger RNA of Chara braunii, 2355 nucleotides long. Lineage: Eukaryota; Viridiplantae; Streptophyta; Charophyceae; Charales; Characeae. The record is from the annotation of a GenBank genome assembly.
AGACUUCGUCUUUUUGCCUCCUUUUCUUCAAAGGCAGACCCAUCUUAAUCCAUUCCUUUUUGCUAAAAGCUUCCUCAAUCGUGAUUUUCACCCUUUCUCUCAUACCCUCCAUUCGGGCGAAUGCCCCUUUUCACGCACUAUCCUCGAACGUUGGUGACUAAGUUGCCAAUUUUCCCUUUGGAGGAUCUCCUCUGGUCCCAAGGAGUCGGAGAAGCUCUCCCUGGCCGAUCAUUGGGUCCUCUAUGUCUACCAUGUACGUGCCAUCGUGCAAAGGCCGCGACAUCGGACCUGCGCACCAGCGAUUUCGAUAUCGCGGGUUCGCAUGGGGGCUCGCCUGUCUUACGAUGCAGAGUGGGUGACAGAGCUGAGUAUAGGACGGAUGUCAGGGAGAGGGAGGAGACAGUUGAGGAGAGGUACGCUCGCCUGGAUCGCGAGAAGGAGACACGGUUACAGUCCAUGCCUCGAUGGGCUGGCAGAGAGGCGUACGAGGCCGAGCAGCGGAGGCAGAGGGAGUUAGAGACGAUAGGAGCGGGUUCACCAUCGAGCGUCGGACCAUUGCCGACUUCAGACACGAUGCAGGCCCCCUCCCAUGCUGGGAGAGUUGGUGCUGACACAUGCGGAUUGGACGCUGGCGACGGGGGGCUGGCAGAUGUGCGAUACGAGGGUGGUGACGUUGGGGGUCUUGAGACAGUCGGGGCAGACUCACGAGCUGAGAGCUCUGACGAUGGCGAGGAGUGUGAGGCCGCAGAGGCUAUCGUACACGGCGUUGUAGUUGGCAUAUGCGCGGCUGGCACAGAUGGCGGGAUUCAUGGAGGGGAGGAGGAGAUGGGGGACGAGGGCAGUGUGCCUUUGGAUGAUGACGCAACACAGAUUGAGGAGGAGGGAGCAACGGUCCACGCAGGCCGCAAUGCCCCAUCGGUGCGAGAUGGCGAGACUGGAGGGCAUGUUGAGGAGGAUAGAGCGGCCGUCGACAUGUCCCUCGCGAUUAUUGUUAGGCCCCCGUUGGUGCGAGAUGUCGAGACAGGAGGGCAUGUUCACUCGGGCCGCCCGGUCUCUUUCUCUGCAGGUGGGUACUCCGGGGAGAUGCCUCGGUGGGAUGGCGGGGAACCAGGGGAGUGCACACCGACCCCUUUACGUCCGGAGCAGCUGGAGAGGUUGGGGACGGAGGACCCUUUUCCAUUCACAAGUGGACAGUCAUCGCCUCCCGCGUGGGCACCAGUGACCCCUAGGCGAGUGACGGACAGUUUGAGGAGGGACUAUGAUAGAGGACAGGGGUUGUUCGCACGAGGACCAUCGGGGGAGGGAGGGCCUGCAGCGGGUGCGAAUGAGGCUGGACGACCGAGUGUCCACACAGCAGGACGUAUACUCGGAUUGGAUAGAGUUGGGACGAGGCGGACCGAGAGGAUGGUGCAGCAUUCGACCCGAUCAGCCAUGGAAGAUAGACGGCAGGGAGUGUCGUACACAUCGGGCGAGGAUGACUUGCAUAUGCCACAGGGGUCGAGACAUCAUGGCUCGAGCAUUGAUCUUGACUUGCAGAUUGCUGCUGAGGAGCAGUGGUUGGCGGAGCUGAUUCGAGAGCGUGAGAGGAGGUCGGAGACGGAGGCACAAGCCGAGGAGGCGGACACGGAGACUGAGCCCAUCGAGACAGCUGCGUGCAGAGAGAGGCAUCGGAGAGCAGCGGUCUGGACCCGAGACAGCGAGCACAACGCCGUGAGCGAAGACGUGGAGUUGCUCAUCAUUCAAGCUUGGAGGACGGAGGUAGAAGGAGAUCUGUUGGGAUUUGUCUUAGGAUCGGUGGAGGCGGGACAUCGGCAGCCGAUCGUAGGAGAGCUUCAGAUCCUUAUGGCGCAGCUGCUGGACGAUCUAUCGAUCGACAUCAUCUCGCACUGCGACGAGAGUCUAGCGCCGCAUAUUCUUUCACUCAGUUUGACGCCGUACCUACAGUGGUCGGCGUGCUUGGAGGGCAAUUGGGACAACCGUACUUACCCGUCGCACGGUAAUUCCCUGAACCCCGCGGAGAUAAUCGAUAUUCUCUUUUUUGAUCGGGGCGAGCCGACGUCGAAAAACGAAGAGGAAGAAGAUGAGGAGGAGGAGGACGAAUCAGAAGAUACCCUCGAGGAGGACGAAUAUUAUAGCGAGUAUAGUGAGAACGAGUCGGGGGCGAUAAGUGAAGAAGAAGAAGAAGAAGAAGCGGAGGGAGCAAGUGAGGGGGAAGAGGCGGGACAGGCGGAGACGCAGAGGGAAGACUCUGUGGAAGCGGAGCGGUAGAGGGCAGAGAUAGCGGAGGGAAAGCGGCCAUUGGAGCAGUCGGUGGGAACUGAUCUGCCAAUUCUGAACGACCCGACUCGAGAUCCG